Messenger RNA from Heterobasidion irregulare TC 32-1, 3662 nucleotides. RefSeq lists its product as uncharacterized. The record is from RefSeq and is a predicted model, not a curated record. The transcript has 7 exons. Bases 1 to 2889 code for a protein of 962 amino acids. Gene Ontology annotation, cellular component: division septum; mating projection tip; nucleus. Gene Ontology annotation, biological process: septin ring organization; establishment of cell polarity. Gene Ontology annotation, molecular function: guanyl-nucleotide exchange factor activity; protein binding. Lineage: Eukaryota; Fungi; Basidiomycota; Agaricomycetes; Russulales; Bondarzewiaceae.
AUGACAUCUGUCGCAGGUCGCAAAAAGUCAAUCAUCUCCUCUCACAUCGACAUCCCCGUCGCAAACAACACCCUCCUCAACAAGGCCGCCUCCCAGUCCACCUCUCUCUAUCAGCAAUGCUCCUCCCUCAGAGCUCGCCUCCUCCGCAUAAACGGCUUCUCUCUCUUCUUCGCGCUGUCUGCCCCCCCAGACUCCUCGCGACAGUCCACAGACCCCGUCACCCAGCUCUGGGACUGUUUCGCCCUUGGAAUCCCGCUGUGCUACCUCUUCAACCUCCUCCCUCCCCCCGUCACCCCAAUCGCGAUUGAGACCGACCCCAGCUCCGUCGAUGUCACAAACGACCGCAACAAGAAGCGCGCCAUCGCCCUCUUCGCCAUGCAGGUCAAACAGCUCGCGCACUCCGAGCCCUUCACCGUCACAGACCUCUCCCAGCGCCAUUCCACCGACGGCUUCGUCAAGGUCAUCAACACCGUCACCCAUCUGGUCGAUCGACUCCCAGAAGAUGUAUUCGAAGAGGCACCGCCUCUGUCCCCUCCUUCCACCGCCCCAUCCCACGAUUCUUCCGAUUCCUUAGCACCAGACACUCCAAUCGUACCCGUACCCGCGAACGCCCAGGAGGCUGCCCGCAAUAAUAUUGUCAGGGAGUUGGUCGAGACAGAACGCAAGUAUGUACAGGACCUCGAGGUCAUGCAGAAAUACUCCAACGCUCUGUCCCAGAGCAGCACCAUCGAUCAGGAUACGAUCCACCUUCUGUUCCCGAACCUCAAUCAGCUUCUUAAUUUCCAGCGCAGGUUCCUCAUCCGGCUAGAGGGCACUGCAGAGCUGGCCUGGAGAGACCAGCGCUGGGGCCUGCUCUUCACAGACAACGAAGAAGAGUUCGCUGUCUACGAGCCGUACUGCGCUAACUAUACCAAUGCGGCCGAACUGAUGAUCAUAGAGGAGCAGAAUCUCCAGAAAUACAACCAAAUGAUCAACACAAAGUCGGAAUUGCCUGCUUUCCUAAUCAAGCCGGUGCAGCGAAUCUGCAAAUACCCUCUGCUAUUGGACUCGCUCCUCAAGGCAUCAUCCCCUGCCGAGUACCCCUACUUCGAUGAAUUGAAGGCAGGCUCGGCCGCUGCUAAACGUAUUACCGACAAGAUCAACGAGGCCCAGCGGCGGGCCGAGAACCAACAGACGGUGCAGAACUUGGCGACGCGCGUCGAUGAUUGGAAAGGACAUCAUGUGUCUCAGUUCGGCGAGCUCCUGCUCGAUCAGAUAUUCAUGGUCACCAAGUCCGAGGUGGACCGCGAGUAUCACGUCUUCCUCUUUGAGCGCAUAAUUUUGUGUUGCAAGGAGGAUCUUCAUCAGGGUAUCAACGGCAAGAAGAUGGGGAAGAGUAACUCCAUUCUGAAGAAGCCCCAGACGCCCACAGUGCCGGCAACCCCGCCCCCACCCGGACCUGCCAAGAAGACGACGCCCUUGCUGCUCAAGGGUCGCAUUUACUUGAACAAUGUGACGGAGGCGAAAGCACACAUCAGCUCUGGAACGUACUCGCUGAGCGUCUACUGGAAAGGGGAUGAUGACCUCGAGUACUUCACGUUGCGGUGUCGCAACGAAGAGCAAGUCCGCCAGUGGGAAACCGCCGUGAAACGCCUCAUCCAGCAGGUCGCCGCACGCCGAGCCUCAGAUCGCAGCGCGUCAAGGCUGGCGUAUCAGCAGAACAGCACGAACCCGGCACUUGCGCGCAUGCCACUCUCUGCCUACAAUCAUGAGAAGAGCCAUGCAUCGAUGCCGGCGUCAGGAGCAGUGCCCGGCCUCCCAUCACAUCCGUAUGGCAACGGGAGUCGCUCAUAUCGACAGUCCAGCCCGUACACGAGCGAGGAGCAGGCACUGAUGAGCGGGCCGAGCGCCAGCUACAGCAGCGGGCCCCAAGGAUACCCCCCACACGACGGCUUUGAGAUGGACGAGGACUUUGACGAAUAUUCGGUCAACCUCGUCUCUGGCCGUGCGACACCGCUAGAUAACCGACGCGGGAAUAUGACGCCGGGCCUCGACCGCGACUCGAUGUACGACCGGCCGCGCGCAUUCACGGAGGAUGCAAACGGCGCGGUCAUGUCGCAGUGGAGGAACAAUCCACCGAUGAUGCCACCCCCACCACCCAUCAACGGUCUCCCAUCUGGACCCAGCCCUCGGCCGCCAGCAGCGCGGCUGAACUCGAAUCUGAGCUCGGGCAGCUAUGCGCCCUCCGAGGCGAGUUUUGGACCUGGCCCAGCGGCGCGCCAGUCGGCAGGCCGGCCGCAGCUGCGCAGCCAGUUCAGCUCGACGCGGCUCCGGUCGACGUACGAGAACGGGGAAUCGCGCAGCGGCGCGGCGUCGCCUCAGCUCCUGUCCAACGGGCCGCCGCUGCGCUCGCGUAGCGCGAGCCAGCCGACCGCGUACGUGCCCAAGGCGGUGCCGCCGCCGCUGCCAAGCCAUCCAUGGGACAGGACGAAGACGUCGACGGAGACUAAGCGGUCGAGCGGGUCGAGCCACUCGACGAACGAGAACUCGGAGUACUCGCCGAACACUUCGUCGCCGAUCACGCCGUUCGCGUCGAGCGACUCGUCGCUCGCGAUCUCGGGGCGCGCCGCGGGGUAUGAGAACGGGAGCGGACGUGCGGCGGUGAAGGUGAAGGUGCACUUUGGAACGGACAUUUUUGUGAUACAGGUCGCGCGGGCGACGCAGUUCCACGAGCUGGUCGAGAAGAUCGGGAAGAAGAUACGUCUGUGUGGGCCGAGGCGGGAGGACGGGCCGCUCAGGGUGAAGUAUGAGGACGAGGAGGGCGACCACAUCUCGAUGCGCUCGACGGAGGAUGUCGAGAUGGCGUUCGCAGGCAAGUCGAUGGUGACGCUGCAUGUCGCGUACACGUGAUCCUCCGCCCCGCCCACAUCCGCUCGUCUUUCACGCUCGCUCUCCGCCCGUCGAUCCGACUUUUACACACCGCAUUCAUCCUUCGCAUUGCACGCAUCUCACAUCCUUUUUGGCUUCACAAUCUCAUCUUAUUCACCAAAAGGCAUCCUUCCCUCCACUUGGCAUAUAGCAUCCAUCGUCCGUCCGCGUUGACUGUUCUGGGAACUUUUUCUUUCUUUUUCUCAUCCGACAGGGCACCACUCCUUCCCGAGCCUCCCUUCCUCUUCUUCUUGCCUCUCUGUAUUACCGACUACCCCCACACAAACAAUCGCUAUUGCUCCUAGCCCACCGCGUCAAGAUUGCGAGUAUUUCUGACUUUCUCUGGCCGCCAGCAUCAGACUGGCGAGGUCCAGUCCCUGUUCCUUCUACCUUACCCUCACGCUCAUUACGUAUCUAUCUCGUCCAUCUAAGUAUCUUGGUCUCAGCCCGUCGCUAUUGUUUCUUCUCCCUUUCCUCCCUCCUCUCCUCUCCCUUCCUGUCUGUCUGCCCCUUUCUUUUUUCUUUUCUUUCUUUUUCUUUUAUCUUAUUCGUGUUUGCCCGGAUUUCUAUUUCUUCUUGCCUGACGGCGUGUCGGUAUGUGAAAUUAGGAGGGGCGGCCAGCAGCUAUGUACAGUAUCGUUUCUACUAGAGUUUUCCACCUCCCCCGUUCCCCCCCUCCCACAAAGUCGUGGAGUGCUGGUAGGUAGCAUAUGCAAUAGGCUUUCGAAUUUCAUUAUGUGCUAACUCGUGCCGAA